AGGGUGAGCUGUGUUGAAUGCCCUGGGGAAUUAGAUACUACAACUGUAAUUAGACCUGACCUGUGAUGUCACAGUCUCCUUAUAUUUUGUCACAUAAACCCAGAAGAAAAUAUUUUGCUAUGUACAAAUGAAACUCCAACAAACAAGCACAAUCACACAAAGGAGGACUGCAGAUGACAUGAAACCCACAAUCUGUCUCAGCUCCAAAAAGCAACUACUGGAACAAUUACACUCUGAACAGCAAGAAGUUAAUGCCAUUACGCAGCCACUGCUGGAGACUGAGGCUGGAUUCAUAAAGAAUCUGGAGCACUACCUAACUCACAGAGACACAUUGGCCCUGAGGAAGAAGGAACUGCUCCAUAAGCGCUGGACACAGUGUGUGUGGCUACCUGUACAGCGCUGCAUUGAGCAACACUUUACACACCACGGCUAUUAUGAGACAAAGAACAUGAGGAGCAUGCACAUGCACUACAUUAACUACUGUAAUGCUAAGGGUUUUGUGUUUCUAGAGAGCUAUGAUCCACUAGAGUACAAUCCCUUCCUGCACCAUUUCAACAGACCACAUUAUCGCAAAGUUUCUACCCCACCGUUGCAGGAUCCACUGUCUCUUCAUUCACGAACCAGGAUUAAGGAAAAAAUGACAAUACUUCACUGCCAAACAGGUCAUGUAUAUCGCCGUCAGCAGGUAGAGGAACUUCUCCAGAGGCAGAGUGCACCCGUUUCCCAGAAUAGCCCUAAAAAUGUAUGGGCCAAACCCUCCAAAGAUACUGUCUCAGAGCCAGUGUGGCAGGACCGAAACGUGUGGAGAUCAAGGUACUAG
This is a messenger RNA of Myxocyprinus asiaticus (Chinese sucker), 820 nucleotides long. It is a transcript of the gene fam228a, whose product is annotated as family with sequence similarity 228 member A. The transcript is spliced from 7 exons. Lineage: Eukaryota; Metazoa; Chordata; Actinopteri; Cypriniformes; Catostomidae. The record is from RefSeq and is a predicted model, not a curated record. Bases 128 to 820 code for a protein of 230 amino acids.